Lachnellula hyalina is the source of this 1629-nucleotide messenger RNA. RefSeq lists its product as uncharacterized. Lineage: Eukaryota; Fungi; Ascomycota; Leotiomycetes; Helotiales; Lachnaceae. The record is from RefSeq and is a predicted model, not a curated record. Gene Ontology annotation, cellular component: nucleus. The transcript is spliced from 2 exons. Bases 1 to 1629 code for a protein of 542 amino acids. Gene Ontology annotation, biological process: mRNA splicing, via spliceosome.
AUGAACAACAACCAAUUCCGCAAGCUCGUGCUUGAUACGCCCGCCCGCCAAGCAUCCUAUUCCUCGCCCUCAGAUAUCAAGUCAACUCCAGCACGGAAUGGCGCAACGCCAUCAGCGUUGGGCUCGCGCAUGCGAAGCAAUAUUCCCAUGACACCACGAACAAUAUCAGGCUACAGCAGCACUAACGAGUUCGCCCGCCAACUCGCAGAACGCGCCCAAGGUCAAGGCCAGCCCGCUCCCAAGAAAUUCAAGUCAUCCGCCGCGCCUAAAGGCGCAAAACUGCCAACCGGCUAUGUAGACCGCGCGAGAGCGAGAGAAGGGGAGGAGGAAGUUGAAGAAGAUGACAAAGUGAAGCGGGUCAAAGCGUUGGAAGAGAUGAUGAAGUUGCAGCAGAUUGAUGAGCCGACUUUUGUGAAGCUGCGGGAAGAAAUAUUGGGGAAUGAUGUGGGGCAAAGGGCGGGGUUGGUCAAAGGGUUGGAUUGGAAAUUACUUGAGAAGGCGAGGAGUGGGGAGAUUGGGGUGAUGGACGUAUUGGAGGGGAAGGCUCCCGAAGAAGACGAGGCAGAGGAGGAUGAGCCGGAGGUGGAUAUCGAUGAUGAGUUUGAGAGAUUGGAAGAUCAGGAGGUGGAGGCUGUUACCAAGGAGAAGACGGCUAAGAAAGGGGAGAUGGCGCCCCCUUCGCUUACGGGGAAGAAGAGGAAUAGGAAUCAAAUACUCGCGGAUCUGAAAGCUGCACGUUUGGCGGCGAAAGAAGCAGCUCAACCUUCAUUAGGAUCGAGGUUUAAGAAAGUUGGUGGUCCAAGGACGGAAUCUAGAAUUGAGACGGACAGUAAGGGGCGAGAAGUUCUGAUCACGGUUGAUGAGGACGGAAAUGAGAAGCGGAAGGUCAGGAAGGUUCAGCCUAAAUCAGAAGCAGAGCUUGAGAAAGGACACGGACUCUUGAUGCCAGACAAAGAUGUCGCGCCUUUGGGCAUGGAAGUGCCGGAUAUACCGCAAGCGCCAGAGGAAGACGAAGAAGAUAUCAACAUAUUUGACGAUGCGGGAGAUGAUUAUGAUCCUCUAGCAGGGUUAGAAGGGAGCGAUUCUGAGGAAGAACAAGAGGAUGGCGAGCUCUCAGACUCCGCGGAGAAGAAAGCCGAGUCAAAUGAGGCACCAAAUCCAGUUCCAGGAAGCAUGGCCCCACCACCCCGACCAAAUCAACCACGAAAUUACUUUGGGACGUCCGAAACCACCAAAACAGAAGACUCAACAGCCUCCAGAGGCCUCAGCGAUCCCACCCUUCUGGCUGUCCUCAAGAAAGCCUCCACACUCAAUCCUAUCUCCAAAGAAGCCGAGAAUGCCGAAGAAGCAGCCAAAGAAGCUCGACGCAAGAAGAUGCUGCAGGCUGAUGACCGAGAUGCACAGGAUAUGGAUAUGGGCUUCGGAAGCUCGAGGUUCGGGGACGAGGAGGAUUUUGAGGAGAAGAAAGUUAAGCUGUCGGAAUGGGGUAGUAAAGGGGAUGAUGAUGAAGAGGGCGGGAAAGGAGAGGGGAAGAAUAAACGGAAACGAGGUCCGAAAAAGAGGAAAGGUGAUAGCAAUAGUGCCGCCGAUGUUAUGAAGGUGCUUGAGAGGAGGAAGGGCGAGUCGUAG